AGUGCCGCCUCAGUUGAGCGCAGGCGAGGAGAUGGCUGUGAGGGAGGCGGCGACGGUGGGCACUCCCGGACCCAGGAGGGAGGAAGAGGCGGCGCUGCUCUUCCAGAGGGUCCAUUACCGGCACGACCCGCGCUGGCUGCUGCCCGUGACCCCCCGCCUGUGCCUGGCCUGCGCGCUGGAGCUGCUGCCGGAGCCCGGCGUGUCGUUGUUGCGCAAGAAGCACAUGUUGUCUUGCUUCCAAGAUGCCCUCGUGAGGCACACCUCCCUGGUCACGCAACUGGUGUCUCAGGAUCAGAGAGUCUGCAUCCGCUUCAUAAGCGUGCUUUUUGGACUGUUACACAGUGUGGAAGAUGGGAGUGUGACAGACCUCUGUAUUGAAGUCAUUAUUCAGCUCACAACGCAGCUGAAGCUGGAGCAGACCACCCGUUGCCUGCUGGAUGAGUGCCACAAAGAGCUGUGUAACAUGCCCUCCAUGCGAGGCAGCCUGGCCACCCUGACCCUUCUUGGCAAGUUGGUGGAUGCCAUCCCUGCUCUGGCAGAUGAGCUUGUAAUGGAGCACGGUGAGAGUGUAUGCUCCCUUUGUUUACUGAGGCAGCUGUUGAAGUAUGAUCUCUUUGUGUCCAUGAUCAUGAACAAGGAUGAACUGGGAGAAAGUGCUAAGAAUAUCGAAGGGUCAUCAGGAGAUACCUCACUGCCUUUGGUGCUCAAAAAGCUUCUCCUUUCUAGAGAUGAAACCCUGCAGGUGGCCAGUGCUCACUGUAUAACUGCGGUGCUUGUCCACUCCCCAGCAAAGCAUGCCCCGGCCUUCAUCCAUGCUGACAUCCCAGAGUUCCUCUUUGAGCAUCUUUCUUCUUCCAGUGAAAUGCUCGUCUCGUCCAGCUACAACUGCUUGACACUCCUGACAGAAGAGCCACUCUUUUUUUCCAAGUGCCACACGGUGUAUGGGAUCGAGGCAGUGGUGAGGAGCCUGCAGGGAAGCCUGGAGAUGAACAACACAGAGCUGCACAAGCAGGGCCUGUUACUUUUCACUGAAAUCCUGACCCGGCAGCCAGAGGAGAUCAAGCUGUUCACAAACUCAGCCAUGUGCAGAGAUGCUGGCCGUGCCCUCCAAGAAGCAGUUAGCAGCCCUGUGCUGGAGGUGGCUGCUGAGGCCGUGAAGGCCACUUCUGCUUUUCUGAGGAAGGACCAUCAGAGUGCUCCACCUGUGCAGUAUCGGGAACUGCAGUCUUUGCUAGAAGCCAUGCUAAACCGGUGUGCGGAGUUUUCCCAGACCUUGCUGAACAGGAGGCCCCUGGGCCAUGCCUCCAGUAGAGAUUCAGAGAAAGCCAUUCUUCAAAGGGGAAAGUUCCUCCUGAGCACUCUGGAGGGAUUUAGAAGUGCCUGCAGGUUGGCUAUAGAAUUCCAGAGUGAGCCUUCAGCCCAGGAGAAUCCAUUCACAGUUCCCAGCGCCAAGAAGGAAGACACCUUGGAGGCCUUCUCAGAAUUUCUUCUCAGUGCCUGUGACUCGCUGUGUAUCCCUAUGGUGAUGAGACAUUUGGAGCAGACCACCCACCCAGCUUUGAUGGAAGUUUUCCUCUCAAUUCUACACAGCCUCUUUGUCAUCGUUCCCCACAUGAAGGAGAAGUUUUCCAAGAAGCUUGCUGCCUCAUCCUUCAUACGACUGACCCUGGAGCUGAAGGCCAGGUUUUGCAGUGGUCUGAGUCACUCAGCCCUAAACCAGGUGUGUUCCAAUUUCCUCUACUAUAUGUGCCUCAACCUUCUCUCAGCUCCAGAGAAGACAGGACCACCUUCUGAAGAAGAACUCUCUGCAGUGUCUGAGCUCCUACAGCACGGGCUGCCCCAGAUAAGCAGCAGGAGCCCUGAAAGCCUUGCCUUCCUGUCUGAUCGCCAGUACAUGGAGGGAGCUGCUCGCCAGAGACAGUACUGCAUCCUGCUACUCUUCUACUUGGCCUACAUCCACGAGGACAGGUUUGUCUCAGAGGCAGAAUUAUUUGAGGCUGUGCAAAGCUUCCUCCUGUCUCUGCAGGACCAGGGCGAGCGCCCCCCACUGGUGGUCUUCAAAGCCUCCAUCUAUCUGCUUGCAAUCUGCCAGGACAAAGACAAUACACUACGUGAGACUAUGGUCAGUGCAGUCAGAAAAUUCCUAGAAGGCAUCCCAGACCUGCAGCUAGUCUAUACCCACCAUCCGCUCCUGCUCAGGUUCUUUCUGUCGUAUCCAGAGCUCAUGAGUAGGUAUGGGUACCGUGUCCUGGAACUUUGGUUCUCCUGGGAAGACAGCAGCUGUGAGGAACUGGAUGAUGUCACCUCUGCUGGGCAGCCCGCCCUUCCUACCAGCUUAGCAGUCCUGUUCCAGUUGCUCAGAAGCAUCCCCAGCAUCCUGCUCAUCUUGCUGGACCUCAUCUAUUCCAGCCCAAUGGACACAGCUCACAAGGUACUGAUUAGCCUGAGGACCUUCCUGAGGAGGAAUGAGGAUAUACAAGUGGGUGGUCUUAUCCGAAGCCACUUCCUGCUGAUCCUGCAGCGUCUGCUAGUGGAGCAUGGGGCCUCCCCAUCAGAAGCCUCGGGGAACCUACCAUUGCUGCUGAGCCUCCUCUCCCUGAUGCAGCUCAAGAAUGUGUCAGAGCAAGAACUGGACAGCAUGGCCAUGAAGCUCCUUCACCAAGUAAGCAAGCUGUGUGGGAAGUGCAGCCCCACUGACGUGGACAUCCUGCAGCCCUCCUUCAACUUCCUGUAUUGGAGCCUUCAUCAGACCACACCCAGCAGUCAGAAAAGAGCUGCUGCAGUGCUCCUGAGCAGCACAGGCCUGAUGGAGCUUCUGGAGAAGAUGCUGGCCCUCACCUUGGCGAAGGCAGAUUCUCCCAGGACUGGGCUCCUCUGCUCUGCCUGGCUGCUCACUGCCUCCUUCUCUGCCCAGCAGCACAAGGACAGUUUGCAGGUUCACCAGACACUCUCUGUGGAAAUGGACCAAGUACUGAAGGCUCUCAGCUUUCCAAAAAAAAAGACUGCACUGCUCUCAGCUGCCAUCUUAUGCUUCCUGCGGACAGCCCUGCGACAAAGCUUUUCCUCUGCCCUGGUAGCCCUGGUGCCUUCAGGGGCCCAGCCACUGCCAGCCGCCGAGGACACUGUCCUAGCUCCACUGCGAACAUCGCAAGUCCGGUCCCUGGUCAUUGGGCUGCAGAACCUCCUGGUGCAGAAGGACCCUCUAUUGUCCCAGGCCUGUGUUGGCUGCCUAGAAGCCUUGCUUGACUACCUGGAUGCCCGGAGCCCAGACAUAGCUCUUCACGUGGCCUCCCAGCCUUGGAAUCGGUUUUUGCUGUUUACACUGUUGGAUGCUGGAGAGAAUUCCUUCCUCAGACCUGAGAUUUUGAGGCUCAUGACCCUGUUUAUGCGGUACCGGAGUAGCAGUGUCCUCUCUCAUGAAGAGGUGGGUGAUGUUCUGCAAGGUGUGGCUUUGGCUGACCUGUCUACCCUCUCGAACACCACACUCCAGGCCCUGCAUGGCUUCUUCCAGCAGCUCCAGAGCAUGGGACACCUGGCUGACCACAGCAUGGCCCAGACCCUGCAGGCCUCUUUGGAGGGCCUUCCCCUUAGCACCUCCUCAGGCCAGCCACCCCUGCAGGACAUGCUCUGCCUGGGAGGGGUGGCUGUAUCCCUGUCCCACAUCAGAAACUGAUCCUCAGGACUUGAAGGCCCAGAAAUGGAGAGAGAAUGAGACCUGGAGACAGAGAGCAUAAUUGUUGAGGAAAUGGAUGACAGUUGAAGCUAUUCAUAUGGAGCCAUAUACUCCAUUGUUGAAACAGAAUAAGGAAAUAAAAUGAUACACUCACA
Cercocebus atys (sooty mangabey) is the source of this 3828-nucleotide messenger RNA. It is a transcript of the gene MEI1, whose product is annotated as meiosis inhibitor 1. The coding region runs from base 32 to 3673 and encodes 1213 amino acids. NCBI's taxonomy places the organism in Eukaryota, Metazoa, Chordata, Mammalia, Primates, Cercopithecidae. Gene Ontology annotation, biological process: meiosis I. The transcript is spliced from 31 exons. The record is from RefSeq and is a predicted model, not a curated record.